AGGAGUGACAGCUCAUCCUCAGCCCUCAAGACCUGAGGCGGCAGGCUGGGAGGGGAGGUAGCAGAGAGCUGGUCAGCUCCCAGCUGGAGGGAUGCAGGCAGGACCUCCCUCAGGCCGGUCUCUGCGUGGGCCGGCUGUUCCACAGUGCUGAGAGAGACUUGCUGGUCUGCAGGCUGCCCUCCUCUGCUGCCCCCACGGCUGUCCUCACAGCCGUGCCCUCCCUGCCAGGGGCUCCUACCUCUGGGACCUGACGCAGCAGCUGAGGCCCUCCUGCCCCCCCCUCCCACUCCCAGCUGUGGGAAGACAGAUCCUGGGGCAGAGUCCAGGGCAGCCCAAGGCUCCUCCACACAUGCCUGCUGAACCCUGAGUGCCCUGAGCCGCUGGAUGGGGAGGGCUGGAGCUGCCGCCAUGAUCCUGGGCCUGGCUGUGCUCUGGGCAGCAGCGCUGGGGAGUGCCACCCCCAGCCGCCCCCGGCUCCGACUCUCUUUCCCAGAGCUCCAGGCCCGGCACGGCCUCCGAACCUUCAGGUUGGAGAGGGCCUGCUGUUAUGAAGCUUUGCUGGUGGACGAGGAACGUGGACGCCUGUUUGUGGGUGCCGAAAACCACGUGACCUCUCUCAGCCUGGACAACAUCAGCAAGCGGGCCAAAAAGCUGGCCUGGCCGGCUCCGGUGGAAUGGCGUGAGGAGUGCAACUGGGCGGGGAAGGACAUUGGUACCGAGUGCAUGAACUUCGUGAAGCUGCUUCACGCCUACAAUCGCACGCACGUGCUGGCCUGCGGCACAGGGGCCUUCCACCCGACCUGUGCGUUUGUGGAGGUGGGCCAGCAGCUGGAGGAGCCCAGGCUCUCCAUAGACCUCCGAAAACUGGAGGACGGCAAGGGCAAGAGUCCUUAUGACCCCAGGCACCGGGCUGCCUCCGUGCUGGUGGGGGAAGAGCUGUACUCAGGGGUGGCCGCAGACCUCAUGGGCAGGGACUUUACCAUCUUCCGCAGCCUGGGGCAGCGUCCGAGUCUCCGAACAGAGCCACACGACUCCCGCUGGCUGAAUGAGCCCAAGUUCAUCAAAGUCUUUUGGAUCCCGGAGAAUGACAACCCAGAAGAUGACAAGAUCUACUUCUUUUUCCGGGAGUUGGCAGUGGAAUCCUCCCCAGCAUUGGGACGUCUGUCUGUGUCUCGAGUUGGCCAGAUCUGCCGGAAUGACGUGGGUGGCCAGCGCAGCCUGGUCAACAAGUGGACCACGUUCCUGAAGGCACGGCUGGUGUGCUCAGUGCCAGGCGUCGAGGGUGACACGCACUUUGACCAGCUCCAGGAUGUUUUCCUGCUGUCCUCGAGGGAUCGCUGGACACCGCUGCUCUAUGCUGUCUUCUCCACAUCCAGUGGCAUCUUCCAGAGCUCUGCAGUAUGUGUGUACAGCAUGAACGACGUUCGUCGGGCCUUCCUCGGACCCUUUGCACACAAGGAGGGACCCAUGCACCAGUGGGUGUCCUACCAGGGCCGUGUCCCCUACCCCCGGCCCGGUAUGUGCCCCAGCAAGACCUUUGGCACCUUCAGUUCCACCAAGGACUUUCCUGAUGAUGUCAUCCAGUUUGCCCGGAACCACCCCCUCAUGUAUAAUUCUGUCCUGCCCAUCGGGGGGCGCCCUCUCUUCCUACAAGUGGGCGCUGGGUACACUUUCACCCAGAUCACUGUAGACCGUGUGGCAGCUGCAGACGGACACUACGACGUCCUCUUCAUCGGCACAGACGUUGGCACAGUGCUGAAAGUGAUCUCAGUACCUAAGGGGGAGCUGCCUAACUCUGAGGGACUGCUUCUAGAAGAGCUGCAUGUGUUUGAGGACUCCGCUGCUGUUACCAGCAUGCAGAUCUCCUCCAAGAGGCACCAGCUGUACGUAGCCUCAAGGAGCGGGGUGGCCCAGAUCCCACUGCACCGCUGCGCUGCCCACGGCCGAGCCUGUGCUGAAUGCUGCCUGGCACGGGACCCCUACUGCGCCUGGGAUGGGGCCGCCUGCACCCGCUUCCAGCCCAGCUCCAAGAGGCGGUUCCGGAGGCAAGAUGUAAGGAAUGGGGACCCCAGCACGCUGUGUUCGGGAGACUCAGCCCCAGCUGUGCUGCCUGAAGGAAAGGUGUUUGGUGUGGAGGGCGGCAGCACCUUCCUGGAGUGUGAGCCCCGCUCGCUCCAGGCACGUGUGGAAUGGACCUUCCAGCCUGCUGGGGAGGCCGCAAGCACCAAGGUGCCGGCGGAGGAGCGCUGGGAGCGCACCCCGGGAGGGCUGCUGCUGCGCGGGCUGCGGCGCGGGGACGCGGGCGUGUACCUGUGCGCGGCGGUGGAGCACGGCUUCUCCCAGCCGCUGCGGCGCCUGGCGCUGCGGGUGCUGAGCGCGGCGCAGGCCGAGAGGCUGGCGAGGGCGGAGCUGUCGGCGCCCGCGGCGCCCCCCGGCCCCAAGCUCUGGUACCGGGACUUCCUGCAGCUGGUGGAGCCGGGCGGCGGCGCGAGUUCCCUGCGGAUGUGCCGCCCCCCGCCCGCGCCGCGCCCGCAGCCCCCGCAGCCCCCGCAGCUCCCGAGGAAGGGCCGCCAGCGGAGGACGCACGGCCUGGAGCCGCGAGCCGAGCGCGGGCCCCGCAGCGCGCACUGGUGACCCGGCCGCCCCGCGCAGAGCCCGUGCGGGUGGGAGACCGAGCUGGAGGCCGGGCCGGCAGGGACACGGCUGCGGCCGCGGCCGCUUAUUUAUUAACAGGAUAACCUUGAAUGGAGCUCCCCCGAGGGCGGCCCGGGGCGGGCACGGAUCGGCUGGACGCGGGCUCCGGAGCGCACAGCCAGGGUGGCUUCUCCCCCGCGAGGAACAGAAAGCUGUGAACAGGCCGGGCUGGCGGGCGGGGCGGGCACCGCUGUACUAAUGCAAUAAACAUGUUAUCUGCCGAAACCGGACUGACCCACAGACAGCCGCUGGCUCAAGGCUUUGCUGCGUGGCCUUGGGCACCUUCCUAGAAGUUUCAGGACCGCGGUGGGUGUCUCCUGCCUGCAGACGAUGUGAAUUCUGCGGGGCCUUUGAGAAUACUGACAUGCUCAAUAUAGUCUAAAAAAUGUAAUUUCUGGGCAAAAUGAUGUGAAGAAAAUAAACUGGGUGAUGUGGAAAAGAG
This is a messenger RNA of Erinaceus europaeus (western European hedgehog), 3136 nucleotides long. It is a transcript of the gene SEMA3B, whose product is annotated as semaphorin 3B. NCBI's taxonomy places the organism in Eukaryota, Metazoa, Chordata, Mammalia, Eulipotyphla, Erinaceidae. Gene Ontology annotation, biological process: negative chemotaxis; neural crest cell migration; axon guidance. The transcript has 19 exons. The record is from RefSeq and is a predicted model, not a curated record. Gene Ontology annotation, molecular function: chemorepellent activity; semaphorin receptor binding. The coding region runs from base 385 to 2634 and encodes 749 amino acids.